GGACGAACAGCUGUUCGACUGUCAGCUUUAUUCUUACCUCCCGACCCGAUGUUUAUUAAAUCAAAUUCGACUUUUUAGUGUUCAAAUGGCUGACAAAAUUUGCGAAAGCUGGUCGUGCUCACCUCCAGUCGACUCCUUCCCCUGGACACUCUUGCAUUUCACAUCCUGUUGCGCCGUCAAUGGAACAUCCCAGAAUAUUGCAUAAUUGAGACUUCCCGGGCCUUCAAAUUGGAACUUCGACUUUCAAUUAAUUGACGGCUCGCACGAAAAUUAACCUGCCAAUUGCCUUCGAUAUUCCGCAUUACGCCAAUUGAGCCGUUGAUUUUUAAUAACUAACCGAGGCUCUUUUGGCCACAGUGGCCCGGAUCGGGAAAUCUAAUCGUCGUCGCAGGGACCAUAAAACCAUUCGAAGAGCACACUCCGACUCCGAAUAUGAGCAGGUACCAACGGAACCGUGGAGCUGGUAGCCCUACAAAUCCAGCGGGGCCAGUCUACGGCGUGAUCUCGACGUUGGACGACGCAUCUCCGAGUCCCGCGGAUUUCGCCAGAUGCUCCUCUCCCGAGGCCAAGAAAAGUGAGCUGAGCUUGUUCCUUAACUGGGGAGGCCCCCGAAAAAAUAUGGAGAUUAGCCCCAAGCCAAGAAACCGCAGCUGGAUCGUCGACGUGCUGGCCAUCUUCUUCGGCAUAGGCACCUGGCUGGGCGUCAAUGGCACCUUCAUUCAGCUGCCCCUUCUGGUGGACGAAGCCCCGGAGGGCUGGAGUCUGCCCUCCUACCUUAGCGUUAUGGUCCAGAUCGGCAAUUUGGGACCACUGCUCUACACGGCUAUCCAGAAGUACUCGCCGAAGAAACUAAAUGAUGGUUGGACCAUUCACGGAGUGCUUCUGGUGGGAGCCAUAUCCUGCUUGCUGACGGCGUUCUUCUACAACAAAACCGCUUCGGUGGCUGGCACAGAUCACAGCUUAGCCCUCUUUUUGCUCACCUGCUUCACGGCGCUGAAUGCGUGCACGAGCUCGGUGCUUUUUAUGCCCUACAUGGGACGCUUCAAGGAGCAGUACAUGGUCACCUACUUCAUUGGAGAGGGCCUGAGUGGUCUCCUGCCCAGCGUGACGGCUUUGAUCCAGGGCAUCGGCGAGAGUGGCGACUGUGUACUGGUCAACGUAACCGAGAGCGGAGAGGGGGUCUACGAGCUGCAGAAGACACCUCCGAGGUUCGAUACCCGUGUCUUCUUCCUCAUCCUUUUCGCGCUCAUGGUGCUGGCCUAUGUGGGGUAUACCCUUUUGAACUCACUCCCCUUGGCCAGGAAGGAGUACGCGCAGGUGACCGUCAGUGAGGGCAACAAGUACGUUUACGGAGAGGCGGAUAACCAGCCAAAAGCGGAGAAGCUGAGUAAAGGACAGUACACAUACCUGCUCCUGCUAAUCGGUGCGAUUUCGCUGUUCAGCAACGGAAUGUUCGGCAGCAUACAGUCCUACUCCAGUGCCCCGUACGGAAGCCAAGCGUACCACCUGGCAGCCACCCUCAGUGUGAUAGCCAAUCCGGUGGCCUGCUUCAUGGCCAUGUUCCUGCAUUUCACCUCCCUGCGGAUUAUCACAGUGCUCUCUAUCCUUGCGGGUCUCCUGACCAGCUAUGUUUUUACCACGGCGGCCCUAAGCCCUCUUCCGCCUCUUCACGAUCAGACCGUGGGUGCCGUACUCGUGGUCACCGCCUGGACUUUGCUGGUCGGGAUUGUGAGCUACACGAAACUGGGAAUCACCACGGUUAUGCGGGCGCAGGGUGGACAGUCGCUGGUCUGGGUGGGCGCCAUCACGCAGCUGGGAUCCGCCAUUGGAGCAGUGGCCAUCUUCUUUGCUAUCAACUACUCGGACCUUUUCCAGGCCGCACAGUCGAACUGUUAACCUCGCCGGAAACUCGACGGAGCCAGAAUAUCCAGGGAUGCAUCGUGAUUUUAUAAAUGUUAGUUAGUGUGAUAUUUUAAUGUGUAUGUCCACCUCAAGUCACAAUGAAGACAAUACCUUAUUACCAGAA
Drosophila teissieri is the source of this 2026-nucleotide messenger RNA. Its product is annotated as solute carrier family 52, riboflavin transporter, member 3-A. Lineage: Eukaryota; Metazoa; Arthropoda; Insecta; Diptera; Drosophilidae. Gene Ontology annotation, biological process: riboflavin transport. Gene Ontology annotation, molecular function: riboflavin transmembrane transporter activity. The transcript is spliced from 2 exons. The coding region runs from base 433 to 1896 and encodes 487 amino acids. Gene Ontology annotation, cellular component: plasma membrane. The record is from RefSeq and is a predicted model, not a curated record.